AUGGCACUAUGGGCAGAUAGGAUCACUAUUAAGAAGACUAUAGGAACAUCUCCUUUCGAGCUGGUAUAUGGGUUUAAAGUAAGGAUGCCAAUAAUCAAUCUACUGCCUAUGUACAAGUUCAUACAUGAGAACAACAUGGAAAUGUCUGAUCCAUUGGAAGAAAGAAUAGAGAUGCUUGGAAAAUUAGACGAAAGCAGAGAAGAUGCUCAUAAGAAGAACCUGAAGCUGCAACAAAAAGUAAGUACUUAUUUGACAAAAAGGACAUCAAAAAUAAAUUUUGAAAUUGAUGAUUUGGUGCUGCUUUUGAAUUCUAGAGCCCAAGAUAAAGGCAAGCAUGGAAAAUUUGAAGCCUUAUGGCUGGGGUUGUUUAUUAUUACAGUAAAGAAUCGUGAGGAUUAA
Cryptomeria japonica (Japanese cedar) is the source of this 399-nucleotide messenger RNA. RefSeq lists its product as uncharacterized. The transcript has a single exon. NCBI's taxonomy places the organism in Eukaryota, Viridiplantae, Streptophyta, Pinopsida, Cupressales, Cupressaceae. The record is from RefSeq and is a predicted model, not a curated record. The coding region runs from base 1 to 399 and encodes 132 amino acids.